Messenger RNA from Danio rerio (zebrafish), 7815 nucleotides. Lineage: Eukaryota; Metazoa; Chordata; Actinopteri; Cypriniformes; Danionidae. The record is from RefSeq and is a predicted model, not a curated record.
CUCCUCACACACUCACUCGCGCUCACUUACUUUCAAGGCACAUGCAGCCUCCAAACUCUGUCCACUCUCUUCAUUCUCCUCUGACAAUUUCUUAGGUUUUUUUUUCUAUUAAUACACACUUAAGGAAGUCUUACUCUUGUUUCAGUGUACAACAGAGACAAAGAAACUUAAGUGAAGAUGUUCAAUGCGUAACUUUUAGCGUUCGCGAGCGCGUAACGUCUGUAGUGCGUGACGCAUAUCUUGUAUAUGUUCGCGUGAGCUGUAAACGCAGUGAAGAUGACACCUCAAACUCAGUGGAGAGACUUAAGAGAAAGCUGGAAACUUAACACUGGAGCACCCAGCGUUGCUUAGGACAUUACAAUACGAGAAGCCAAGCCGGACGCGUUGUUUAUUGGAAGCAAGCAGGAAUACGCACUGAUGCGCGCGAGCUGGUAAAACUGCUGAUCCUGUUCAUUUAAGUGGGAUGUAGGAUUGUACGUACUUUGGCUGCGUUACUUUUGAUGUCUCCGAUCAGCACACCUGUAAAGAUUUCUGCUUUCUGUGAUCCAGUCACACCAUGCCUGAAGGUGCGGGACGCAACAGCCAGAAAAAAAACAGCAACCAAGCUGCCAAGCGCCCCUCCUCUGUGUCCUCGCUGAGUGGGAUUGUGAGCCGCAUGGCCUCCUCAGGAGGCGCAUCCCGCGGGAGCUGCACCUCCGUUAACACAGUGUGCUCUGACAGUGACCGUGCUGCUAGUCUAAGCUCCUCUGCCUCCUCUGCCUCGCUGCAGGAUGGACACUCUUCGUCUUCGUCCUCAUCGCUCCCCUACGGAGCAGUGCCAGCCUACCCUGGGCCACAGCAUAAUGGUUCUGAUAUCAGCCUGGACCUCACCCCUCUCUCCCUGCUGGCGGGAGCCGGUGCCCUCUCCACUUCCACAACAACACUGCCCAAACUUACUCGCCUGGAGAGGGUGGCGUUAGAGAUACUGGAGACCGAACAGGCCUAUGUGAGGGACCUCAAGAGCAUUGUGGAGGACUAUCUUGGCUGCAUUAUUGACUGUGGCGACUUGCCGCUCAAACCCGAAGAGGUCAGCACCCUCUUCUGCAACAUCGAGGACAUCUAUGAGUUUAACAGUGAGCUUUUGGAAGAUCUGGAGCGCAGUCCGCAUGCGGCAGCCAUAGCAGAGUGCUUUGUGGAGAGGAGUGAAGCUUUUGACAUUUACACCAUAUACUGCAUGAAUUACCCCAACUCAGUGACCGUCCUGCGGGACUGCAUGAAGAACGAGAGCCUGGUGCGCUUCUUCCAGGAAAGACAGGCCACCUUGUGUCACUCGCUGCCUCUGGAGACCUACCUGCUAAAACCAGUGCAGAGAAUCCUUAAAUACCACCUCCUGCUGCAGGAGCUGUCCAAACACUUUGAUAAAAGUGACCCUGGCUAUGAGGUGGUGGAAGAUGCCAUUAUAACUAUGACAGCAGUGGCCUGGUACAUCAAUGACAUGAAGAGGAAGCAGGAACAUGCAAUCAGAUUGCAGGAGAUUGAGAGCUUGCUGCUGAACUGGACGGGUCCUGACCUCAGUGGUUUUGGAGAGCUGGUUCUUGAAGGUUCCUUCCGGGUUCAACGCGUGAAAAAGGAAAGAGCUUUCUUUCUUUUUGACAAAAUGCUUCUUAUUGCCAAGAAGAGGCUGGAUCAUUUCAUAUACAGUACUCACAUAUUUUGCUGUAAUCUGCUCUUAGUGGAAAAUAUGAAGGAUCCCCUCUGUUUUAAGGUGUCUGACCAAACAAUCCCAAAACAACAACAUGUUGUUCAGGCUAAAAACCAGGAGGAGAAGCGACUGUGGCUACAUUACCUCAAGAGAUUGAUCGUAGAAAACCAUCCUGCAUCCUUGCCUCAAAAAGCGAGGCAGGUUCUUGGUGACAACUUCUGUCAGUCUCCACAGUUUGAUCAGGAACCAAUUAGAAAGCCAAUGCCGUCACCACGACUGGAUGAUGUUCAUAACUACCACAGAGGAAGAAGGCAAUCAGAGCCACCAGAAUUCAUCUACACCCCUGAAAAAGCCAAGAAAAGCCUUCCCAUGCUGUUAGAGGGUAACCUGCCAUACAAACGUGGAAGAAGACAAUCUGCGCCUGCCAAAGAUAUAGAAGCUGCAUUUCAGCAAAGCGGUUCUUUAAAGAGUUCUCAAGCUGGCAGUGAAGGAGAAUUGUGCCCACAGGCUGAUAGUAUGGGCUCUUCAGGCAGUACCAGUACUCUGGCUUCCUCAGUCAUUGAAGUUGAAUCUGGACGUGAUGAUCUGGCCUUAUGUCAAGAUGAAGAUGAUAUGACACCACUCCCUCCACCACCAACACUGUCUAUUACUGAAGAAAUCAUGGAAUUCAUUAACCAGAGCCGUGCUCGGCAGGGCAUGACAGAGUUGACAUCUGAUAGGUGUCAGUUGAUUCCAGAGACCUUAGAAGUUCAGCCAUUGGAAGGACAGGAGUCAGAGGAAUCCAAACCACUUAUAGCUGAGAUGGAUGAAAAUACACAUGCGAUCAUUAAUGUCCAAAGAUCCGAUGCAGAGAAAACUGAAUCAGUUCAAGACGAGGACAGCCAUCCAUCCUGUGAAGAAAAUAUUUCUCAACCAAAUGAGCCAAAGGGAGUAUCACCAACUCUGCAUGUCUCUACUGAGGAAAAUCAAUUAGAAGAGCUGACAUUCCAAGAGGCCAGUUGUGGUGAAUCAUGCAAAUCAGAGACCUUAAGUGAAGGAGAGAAAGAUAAUGAGAACUCUGUUAGUAAAAGUGAAAAUAAAUCAGCUAAAUCUGCAAAUGAGACAGCAUGUGAGGCCAAUUCACAUUGUCCUCUUAUUGAUACUUCAGAGAAAGAAUCUGAAAGCUCUCCCAAAAUAGAACCUGAGCAAAAACUGACCAAAAGUGACAAGCAGAUUAUUGAGAAGAUUCGCAGCUAUUAUGAGGCAGCGGAGACAGGAGUUGAGGAAGGUCAGUCUACACGAAGAAACAGCUUUUCUCAUAUUCCUGCAGGAUUAGUGAAGGAUUCUGUAACACGAUUCAAUGUUUGUGUUCGUCAGGACAGUUUGUUUGAGUCUGAGAGUGGCCGCUCAGACACUGUUGACACUGACUCAGCAUUUUUAAUACUCCCUGUAUCUGACCAAGCUGACCAGACUUUCAGCCAUCAGGAAUCUGUUGAUGCAGACAUUCCUCCCUCACAUUCAGAUGCUGACCAUCAAGUGGAAGAAAUUGACGGCAAGACCUCAAUGAAAAAGGAUGAAGAUGUUUGUGAUUUCAGUAUGAAACUGUGGAAGGAGAAUGAAAAGACUGGCCAAGAGUCUCCAAGCAGUCCGAAAGUCCCCAUCUCAAGAGAGAACAGCUGUGGUGAACAUACAGAUGCUCCUGAGAAAUUGUCCGUAAAUUGCAUAACAACCCAAGUACAGCAUAAACAAUCGGAGAGUUUACAAUGUGAUCCAGACGCACCAGACAAAUCUAAUCUGCAGGCCACAGAGACAGCAGAUGCAUCACUUCAAUGUGCAAGUAAAACUAGAUCUAGGAUGUCUUCUAAUGUAAGCCUGGAUAGCCUUCCCAUUCAGAUUAAAGUUGGCAGAUGGUCUCGUCAUGGCAAGGUGGUUACAUGUAGCCAAACCCUUUAUGAAGGAAUGGCCGAGGUACCAGAUUUAGGAUUUUUUGAGAGUGGACCAGUCAAUCAGUGCUUGGUGGAAAACUCAGAAAAGAUUUUAAAUAAAGUGCAAAUGCUUGCACGCAUGUACACUGCCAAGGCGAGCAGCAUGAAGGUACCGCUGCAUCAGAAAAAAACACGAGUGAGUAGGGGAGCAUGGUCAAUGGAUGGAAAAGGGAGCACUUCACCUAAACCUCAGCAAGUAAAGCUGCACCAGGGGGAUAUGAGGAUAAGCCAGUCUGAAGAAGAAUCUUUGGAAACUACACCUACUGAGCCUUUUGGUCAUAUAAUUUUAAGGGAGAAGCUGUCUACAACUUAUCACCAAGAAAAUGAUUGCAAUCUUAUUGGCCCGCUAGAUGAGAUUUCAGAAACUGGAUCUAAUUCACUGUCUUUUUCUUCUGCUGAUUCCUCUUUCACUUCGGCUCAAAUACUAGCAACUGUUACAGAAUCAAAGGUCUCUGUGAUAUCAGACCAUACAGACAGGUCAUUAGAAAUGACAGAGUCGAAACUACAUGAAAAAGAACAAUCCGUACCACUUCCAGUUUACUCUGGAACACCAGUCCAAGCUGAGUCAGUAGUCCCAUCCAAAAUCUGUGGGUUGCCAUUGGUUGAGCAUGCUAGCAGUGUACUACAGUCCAUUCAGGAGAACCAUUUAGAUGUUGGGGACAAAUUAAAUACAGUAUAUAGAAUUGCAGAAAGACAGGUAUUGCAAGAGGAUAAACCUGCUUUUGUAAACAAUUAUUGUCCAAUUAGUGAUGUUUUUAUUGACCCACUAGUCAAUAAACAUGUAACUAAAGAGACUCACAGUGAGGAGAAAAAAGACUCUGUUGUACAGCACUGUGAAAGUAUAUUGUCUAUAGAUGAUGAACGAGAUGAAAUGGAUAAAGGACAUUUGAAAUCCAACCAGUCUGAUACUGAAAUGACUAACAUGGAGGAACUAACACAUAUAGUGUCCUCCGUUAGUGAUGAAAGCACAUAUCCUCCAUUACACUUAGCAGCCUCCUUAAAAAACAGUGUUCCAUCCACUUUGAUAAUCUCUGAGGAAUCAAAACCUUUGGCCCAGGUGCAGGAUUUAACUAGCCCUACGCAUCUGGUGACUCUGCUUGGUUCAUGUAGCAAGUGUAGUCCACAGGAAGAUAAAUCUAAAGAAGACAUUAAUUCAAUGACUUUGAGCCCAUGCUCAACCCCACUUGGUAGACCUCUUUUAGAUGAGCUACCAAGGUUUACAAAUCAAAGACCCUCCAAUCUGCCUUCCACCACAGGAACGAGAAGUCCCUUCAAAAAUUGGAAUUCAUCAUCUCCAGUUGCUCAAAGAGUGCCACACACUUCACUGCGAACAGAGGAUCACACUCAAGAUAUUACUUCUUAUGGCCUUUCUCCUCACAAGCAGUCUUCAUCCCAGGCUUUUAAUGAUAAGUCUUCAAUCACUCCCUUGGGUGGUGAACAUAAAUUAGAUACAAAACCACCCUCUGCCUUUAGUCCAAGUCUCCGAAUGAGGUCACCCUCUCCAAUUAGAGGUACACAGAGCUCCAGACCUACUUCAACAACCUCAGCUCUUACAAAGUCUCUUGCUGCCUCCUGCAUCAGUCAGACGAUUUCUCAAAGCAUGGCCAAGAGAGGUGCACAUAUUCAGACUGUGUCCCAACCUGUAAGAUCCUCUCCUCUACCCACAUCUUCCGUAAGAUUACGGACGCCAUCACCAAAACCCAUCACCUUGGACUCAAAUGUAGAGUCAGGAUUUAGGGCAAUAUCCAGCCCUGGGGUAGGAAGUCAACCCCCAAGGUCUUGUCCAUCCCCAUUCAGAUCCAACAGUCUUCGAUCUAGUCCAGCAACAGUCCAGUCCCCUCCUCCUUAUCGUAGCCAAAGGUCAAUAUCUCCAGCACCUCCAGUUAGCCUCCAUUCAACUCCAUCUGUUAACAGCCCAACCUCCACUGCUCUUGAACAACCUUCGUUCAGCAGUUUAAAUUGUAAUAAUAACAAUAAUAACAGCUUAAGUAAUAAUGGGUGGGUCGCUAAUAACAAAAAAACAGCACCAUCAGCUGUAAGUGGACUCCCUCAUUUCCAUGAUUCCCAGCGAACAACCUCACACAAUAGGGUGGCUCGUCCUUUCCCAUCGUCUGAGCCUAGUUCCCGUGUACAGUCCCCUUCCAUUUGCCUCCAAUCUCCAAUCACCCGAAUCUGCUCUCCUCCACCUGCUCCCAACCAUUCCAGUCAUCUGGUAACAAAGCCACCCAACCCCAGAGCAUCCAGACAAGGUGGCUACUUUACACCUUUAUCUUUGGAAAUUUCAAGAUCAACAUCAGCUUGUUCAAUAUCUCCUUGCGGGAGUCCCAGAAUCACCUCUCCUCCCCCUAUUGGCAUUCCUACAAAUGUUUGGGGCUAUGCUAAUCCACAACCAAGGAAUCCAUUAGUAACAAGUGCAUCGUCUCAUACAAAAUUGGAAACAAACUCUACUCCAAGAGGCUCUAGAAUCAUCUCGCCCACCCCAACAGGAUCAUCAUCCUAUUCAGCCAACUCUCAGAGUCAGAGGAGGUUACGAGGAACCAGUUUGCCCUUUGUUGUGAUAGGGGAUAGCCUUCCAAGUCCAACUAGACACGAACGCAGAUCUUGGGCUGAAAGUGGACGGUGGUCAGUGGGUUCAGAUCUAGGUUUAAUAAGUCCUCGUGGGGGUUCAUACAGUGGUAGCCCGUCUUCUGUUAGCCCUGGUCCUCUUUCACCAGUCAGACUAACAGCCGAAAGGACAAGUGGAAAACACUUUACAGGCAUUUCCUGGCCAGAUGUACACGAUCUCUUGAUUAAAUACACAGAGCCCAAUACUGAAGCAAAUGCUUUAUCCUGCACCGAGAUAGAGCCAGGUGACAUGGACGGUACAGAACCUACAUGUCGGAGUACCCUUAUUUGUCCAUAUGUUGCUCCAGCCAGCCCCAUUGAGAGAGACACUCCCAUUCAGUGCCAGACCGAGGCUAAAACAGAAGACUGUGUUCCUAAUCAAGGGUCUAAAACAACAUUAAAGACCAGUUAUGCCACCACUGUCAAUUUGCAGAUUGCUGGGAGUGGGAGGAUUGCAUCCUUUAGCAAUGCACAAGUCAGCCUGACUCAAACUCUGACCCCUGUGGCAGACAGUCAGAGCAGGAGAAGAGUCAGCAUCAACAGCUGCAACUUCUCUAUGCAGAACUGCAAAAGGCUUUGAGUGAUGUAAUUCUGAGGUCUAGCAUGGUGCCUCAUUUUUCAAGACACUUUAUCUGGCACUUUAGCAUGUAGCAGAGGAGUCAGCUUGGAGAUUAAGGUCCCCUUCACUCCGAUGAACAAAAUUAACAGAUGAUAAAAUACGGGUGUCAGUUAGUACUAUGGUCAGUCAUGUCAUUUAAUUAUUGUAUUUUUUAACCUUCAUCCCUAAUUCCUGGCAAAGAUGCCAGUAAAACAUCCAUGAAUUGACUUUGUUAUGUUUAGGUUUUGCUUUUAAGACUCUGUAAUAUGCAAAUGUAUUAUAUAUAAUUGAACUAAAGCCUCUCUCAUUAAAGGCUUUCAGUUGGCUUUGAUAUAUAAAGAACUUAUUUAUGAAGUAGUGGUUUUUAAGGCACUUAACUCCUUGUUUUUCUUUGUUUUGCACAUUUUACUCGAGUGUGGUUCAGACGUGUCUGGAAAACAGUGUGUUUCAGACAAAACAUAAUUUUUUAUUGCCAGUGUUUAUAAGGAUUUAGUUAAUAAAACAAGGGAGCAUGAAUUGCUGCUUUGAAUGAUAUUAAUACAAACAUCAAAACAUCUGAUUUGAUAUUCUGCUUUGAAGAAAAUGUUUGCUGCACGUUGAAAAAGCAUUCCUUCAAGCAAACAAAAAACAAAGGUAAUGCUGAUCAAAUGAACUCUUUGUGUUUGGAUUUUUAGUGUAUUUUUAAUGUAAUAUAUUUCUGAUUUCUGUUAAUUUUCACAAUCAGUUAAUGCUUAAGCCAGUUAAAUGUAUAUCUCAGAUUUGUGCCUUUAUGUUCCGCACACUGCCUGCCACACGUGCAAAGAAAACAAAUGUUAAAAGUCUGCUAUCUGUACUUAAUCUCAAAAAAUGUUAUGAUUGUCACACUGUAUGGACAAUGUGCCCUUUGUUACUCGUAUCUUAAUAAAAUCUGUGUAAUAUUAUUAUAAUUGUGCCACAAGUUUAUUAAAGUAAGAUAAAACAGCUGAAAA